AUGGUGGUGGAGAACCAGAACCAGCAGAGGGUGGAGGUGAAUAUCCUGCUGCUGGGAGCCAGACACGUGGGGAAGAGCGCCCUCACGGUCCGGUUCCUGACCCGGCGGUUCAUCGGGGAGUACGGAGACAUCGAGUCGGUUUACAGUCGGGUGGACAGAAUCGACGGCCAGGACAUCUGCAUCAACAUCUGGGACUCGCAGGCCGGCCAGGACUCGGCCUCGGCCAAGCAGCUGCAGUGGGCGGACGGCGUGAUCCUGGUGUACGACAUCUGCGACGCCGCGUCCUUCCAGGCGGCGCGCCAGCGGCUGGCGCUGCUGCGGCGCAAGCCGGCGUCGGCGCGGCCGCCCGUGGUGAUCGUGGGCAACAAGCGCGACCUGGCGCGGCACCGGCGCGUGUCCGGGGAGGAGGGCCGGCUGCUGGCGCUGUCGCAGCGCUGCGGCUUCUUCGAGGUGUCGGCGGCCGAGACCUACCACGGCGCGCUGCUCGUCUUCCACCGCCUGGUGCACCUGGUGCGGGAGACGCGCGCGCUGCGCAAGAGCUCGGCCGGCGUGCGCGGCAUCGUCCGCAGCGUGUCCGCCGUGUUCGGGAAGAAACGGGCCGAGUAGGCCCCGGUACCGGUACCGGUUGUGAGGGGACUGACGUGGGUCCGGUGUUCUGUCCAUCCAUGCUGCCCUUUGUGAUUCUGCACAGUCCAUUUUCAAAGUUUGAUUGGCCAUAAUUUCUUGCAUCCCUUCAGUCCACGCUGCUCUUAACCAGGGCUGGGGAUCAAUUAAAUUAUCAAGAUUCCAUUCGAUUCUGAUUCUUGAGAUUCAGAAUCGAUUAUCAAGAUUCGACUUGAUCCGAUUCCGAUAUUGAUUUGGGUUAGUGUUAUUAAAACUGUUUUUUGAGCAGUUGCAUGAAUUAUAUGACUGUAGUUCUGCAACAUAUUAAUCCUAGUAUUAUAUUGAGAUUCAACAGCAAGUAUUGCAGCUAAUGAUGCUGUAAGGACCAAUCAGCUCCCAGAAUGCUGAUAGAACUGAAACAGAAACAUCGUGGGGCAGAAUUACCAAACAGACGUAUGAAAUUGUUUUUUUUCCCCCAUAUUCAGUUUUAUUUUUUUUUUAUUUUUGGUCUAUUUCAGUUUUUUAAUUUUUGAGAAUUUGGUUUUUUGCAUUUUAUGCAAAUGUAACCCCAAGACAGUAUGUAAAGUAAUGAAAUAUAGACAAUUUAUGCAAUUAUAACUGAAAACUUUAAUGUUUUCAUACCUUUAAACAUAUUUAAAGGCAAAAACAUGGCACCAGUUAUUCUAGUGUCCAAAAAAACAUUUCUUUUUUGGGCAUAAACAAAAAAAUACCAAAAGUUGUAAUGUAAUGAUGGAAAAAAAGCAAAAAUCGAUAGACAAACGCUAUCGGUAGCAUUUUUUGACAAGGCAGCAGAAAUCGACAGAACACCGGUGCUGGUUCCGUGGGGACCGAGGCGGGUCCCGGACGGGCCCCGGGCGAGUCCCGGACGGGCCCUGGACGGGCCCUGGACGGGCCCCAGACGAGUCCCGGA
Cololabis saira (Pacific saury) is the source of this 1534-nucleotide messenger RNA. RefSeq names its product Ras-related and estrogen-regulated growth inhibitor-like protein. The transcript has 6 exons. The record is from RefSeq and is a predicted model, not a curated record. Gene Ontology annotation, molecular function: GTP binding; GTPase activity. Bases 1 to 606 code for a protein of 201 amino acids. NCBI's taxonomy places the organism in Eukaryota, Metazoa, Chordata, Actinopteri, Beloniformes, Belonidae.